Kalmanozyma brasiliensis GHG001 is the source of this 978-nucleotide messenger RNA. Its product is annotated as hem peroxidase, plant/fungal/bacterial. Gene Ontology annotation, molecular function: peroxidase activity; heme binding. The transcript has a single exon. The record is from RefSeq and is a predicted model, not a curated record. NCBI's taxonomy places the organism in Eukaryota, Fungi, Basidiomycota, Ustilaginomycetes, Ustilaginales. Gene Ontology annotation, biological process: cellular response to oxidative stress; hydrogen peroxide catabolic process; response to reactive oxygen species. Bases 1 to 978 code for a protein of 325 amino acids.
AUGACCAAGCAGGCCGACUACGACGCCGUCAAGAAGGACAUCAUCGCCGUCCUCAAGCAGCCCGAGUACGACGAUGGCUCGGCGGGACCCGUCCUCGUUCGUCUCGCAUGGCACGCAAGCGGCACCUACUGCGCCGAGACGGACACCGGCGGAUCCAACGGUGCCGGUAUGCGAUACGAAGCCGAAGGUGGUGACCCCGCCAACGCCGGUCUGCAGCACGCUCGUGUCUUCCUCGAGCCCAUCAAGGAGAAGCACUCGUGGAUCACCUACGCCGACCUCUGGACGCUUGCUGGUGCCGUAGCUAUCGAGGCGAUGGGCGGUCCUCAGAUCCAGUGGAAGCCUGGCCGCACCGACUUUGCAGACGACUCGCGCCUUCCACCCCGCGGUCGACUCCCCGACGGUGCCCAAGGUGCCGACCACAUCCGCUUCAUCUUCUACCGCAUGGGCUUCAACGACCAGGAGAUCGUCGCGCUCUCGGGCGCCCACAACCUCGGCCGAUGCCACUCGGACCGUUCCGGCUUCGAAGGCCCCUGGGUCAACUCGCCCACCCGCUUCUCGAAUCAAUACUACAAGCUGCUGCUCAAGCUCAAGUGGUCGCCCAAGAAGUGGGAUGGACCGUUCCAGUACGUCGCCAAAGCUCCCGGUGCCGACGAUGACGACGAGCACCUCAUGAUGCUCCCCACCGACUACGCGCUCAUCCAGGAUGACAAGUUCCGCCCCUGGGUCGAGAAGUACGCCGACGACAGGGACCUCUUCUUCAACGACUUCGCCAAGGUCUUUGCCAAGUUGAUGGAGCUCGGUGUCUACAGGGACGAGAGCGGCAUCGCCAAGGCGGACAAGAUGAAGGCGUACAAUGCAGAGUACAAGUCGGCGCCACAGAAGUCGUCCAAGCCCGGCGCGCCGGGUGCCGGCAAGGAUGGUGAGGCGGACCCGCUCGCGAGACAGAACGCCAAGGCGCAGAGACAGGCAAGGCUUUGA